AUGGCGCGCAAGACCAAGACGUCGGCGUCCGCGUCCGCGACCAAGCGCGCCACGCGCAUCGACAAGGAUGUCAAGACCACGCUCAUGCACAGCCGCGUGCUGUCCUUCCUGUACGACCUCAUGUGGAGCUACCGCUACUUCCCGCAGCUCGCCUGCUGCCUGCUGCUCGCGGAGGCGGCCAUCGGCUACCUCAUCAUCCAGCGAGUGCCCUACACGGAGAUCGACUGGUCCACUUACAUGCAGCAGGUGGAGCUCUUCAAGGGCGGAGAGCGCGACUACAUGAACAUCCGCGGCGACACGGGCCCGCUCGUGUACCCGGCGGGCUUCCUCUACGUCUUCUCCUUCCUGCACUCAGUGACCGACGAGGGGCAGAACAUCCGACGCGCGCAGUACAUCUUCCUGGGCAUCUACCUCGUCAUGAUCGCCACGGUGCUCGCCAUCUACUACCGCGCGCGGGUGCUGCCUCCGUGGGCCACCGUGUUCCUGUGCGCGUCCAAGCGCCUGCACUCGAUCUUCAUGCUGCGUAUGUUCAACGACGGCAUUGCCAUGACGCUGCUCUUCAUUGCCGUGUACCUGUUCGCGCGCCAGCGGUGGCGCUGGGGCUGCGUGUUCUUCAGUCUCGCCGUGUCCAUCAAGAUGAACGUGCUGCUGUUCGCGCCCGCGCUCUUCUUCCUGCUGCUGCAGUCCUGCGGCAUUCUCCGCACGGCGUGGUAUCUGUUCAUCUGCGCUGCGAUCCAGAUCGCAUUGGGCUACCCGUUCCUCAAGCACAACUGGUGGAGCUACAUGAACAAGGCGUUCGAGCUCAGCCGCGUGUUCACGUACAAGUGGACGGUCAACUGGAGGUUCAUUGACGAAGAGACGUUCGUGUCGGGCGGGUUCGCCAUCUUGCUGCUACUGAGCCACCUGUUCUUUAUGGUGCUUCUACUGGACAAGCACUUCAACAUCAUCGGCACGAUCCGCGCCGUGAUGAUGAAGCCGUUUGCCAUCUACGAACCGUUCCCGAUCCAGAGCGAGAUCGUCGUGACGUCGCUGUUCGUCAUGAACUUCGCGGGCAUUGUGUUCUCCCGCACGCUGCACUACCAGUUCUACUCGUGGUACUACCCGACGCUGCCGUACUUGCUGUGGUGCUCGGACCUGCCUCUGCUGCUCAAGAUGGCGGCGCUGCUGAACAACGAGUACGCCUUCAACACGUUCCCGUCGACCACCAUGAGCUCGCUCAUGCUGCAGCUCACCAACGUCUUCCUGCUCAUCACGCUGUACCUGAACCAGAAGUCGAACUCGUUCGUGCCGUACCUGGACGCCGAGGCGCGCACCAACCUCAUCGCCUUUGUGAACGAGGAGUGCUUCGACGGCGCGCGCCAGCUCGCGCUGUACUACGGAAGCGUCACGGAGGAGCUGGCGGAGGGCUCCACGGUGUCGUCCAUCGACGAGCACGAGGUGGUCUUGUCGCUGCCCAAGCUGAAGCUGACGCUCGCCGUGGGCUUCGGCAGCAGCGGCCCUGUGACGGGCGAGGGCUACGGCCGCCAGGUGCUCAAGGACAUGCUUAGGGAGGCUGGCGAGGGCAUCAAGGCCGGCGACACCAUGGGCAAGAUCAUCAACCGCGAGUACAUGAAGGACAAGGAGCUCAAGAAGCUCGUGGACUCGAUGGACGACGUCAGCAGCAGCUCCACGACCACCUCGCUACGUCAGCGUACGACCACCAAGACGGUGACGUCGAGCGUGUAG
This is a messenger RNA of Phytophthora sojae, 1725 nucleotides long. RefSeq lists its product as hypothetical. The coding region runs from base 1 to 1725 and encodes 574 amino acids. Gene Ontology annotation, molecular function: dol-P-Man:Man(5)GlcNAc(2)-PP-Dol alpha-1,3-mannosyltransferase activity. Lineage: Eukaryota; Oomycota; Peronosporomycetes; Peronosporales; Peronosporaceae. The record is from RefSeq and is a predicted model, not a curated record. The transcript is spliced from 2 exons. Gene Ontology annotation, cellular component: endoplasmic reticulum.